Molecule: messenger RNA, 760 nt
Organism: Alternaria alternata
Lineage: Eukaryota; Fungi; Ascomycota; Dothideomycetes; Pleosporales; Pleosporaceae
Product: DUF543-domain-containing protein
Exons: 3
Coding region: 20-310 (96 amino acids)
Cellular component (GO): MICOS complex; mitochondrial inner membrane; mitochondrion
Source: RefSeq, a predicted model, not a curated record
UCGAACACAUACACACACCAUGGCCGACAACACCCCCCAGCCCGUUGCCUCCAUCCCGCGCACCACACGUCCCAUGAGCGAAGCUCUCCUCAACGAAAAGUGGGACCGCUGCCUCUCCUCUAUGCUCAUCCGCUCCGGCCUCGGUCUAUCAUUCGGUGUUGUCUUCUCCGUACUCCUCUUCAAGCGUCGCGCGUGGCCCGCAUUCGUCGGUCUCGGUUUCGGUGCCGGAAGGGCAUGGGAAGAGUGCGACAACUCAUUCAAGCGCGCAGCAUCACCCCCAAAAGACGGCCUUCGUGUUAUCCGACCAUAAGCCAUCCAUCCCACACGAACGACGAGACGGGACAGAACUAUUCUAUGUAAUUCGAGCUUUGCAUGCGAAAUAUGCAUUGUACAGUAGGGCAUGGUAUAGAUCAUUCUGGCAAUCGAGUGCUGUACAUUCUUCACGAUUCUUUAAACCUAUGUUACAGUUGUUAUGUUCACUCUAGCAUGUGCUUUCUCUAUCCUCAUACCCAUACCCUCCGAUCAUUGCCCCAUGUUCUCUUACGCCUCUUCGCUCUCUGAGUAUCCUCGAAUACCGUGACUGGCGUUACGCACCUUUCCCACAUCCAAAAUCGUUUUCUCAGCCUUUAUAGUCCUCAAACCCAUAUUCCUCUGCCCCAUCCUUGAUGAUAAGCUGGUAGGUACUAAACACGAUACUCUCAUACAACUCCCGUCCUGCGGCUCUUGCCUUCUUAUGCCAGGGACCGAGACCGCCUUUGUA